This is a messenger RNA of Eptesicus fuscus (big brown bat), 3449 nucleotides long. It is a transcript of the gene SCD, whose product is annotated as stearoyl-CoA desaturase. The transcript has 6 exons. Gene Ontology annotation, molecular function: iron ion binding; palmitoyl-CoA 9-desaturase activity; stearoyl-CoA 9-desaturase activity. Gene Ontology annotation, biological process: unsaturated fatty acid biosynthetic process; response to fatty acid. The record is from RefSeq and is a predicted model, not a curated record. Gene Ontology annotation, cellular component: endoplasmic reticulum membrane. Lineage: Eukaryota; Metazoa; Chordata; Mammalia; Chiroptera; Vespertilionidae. Bases 219 to 1313 code for a protein of 364 amino acids.
CGGGACACGGCCAUCCCCUGCCAGCUCCAGCCUUUAAAUCCCCAGCCUUGGGAGAUCCGCGCACCGGGUCCACCGACACCGAUCCAGCGCGCACGGCCACCCAUCCGAGCGCAAGCGCGGGCUCAGCCACCGACAUCUCGCCGCUGCCCCGGCCGCCCCGAACUCCGCUCCGCAGCCUCGGCCCUGGGAGAGUGACCCCCAGGCAUCAGAGAGCCCAGAUGCCGGCCCACUUGCUGCAAGAGGAGAUCUCUAGCUCCUACGCCACCGCCACCACCACCACCACCACCACCAUCACAGAGCCCCCCGCCAGGGUCCUGCCGAAUGGAGAAGGCCACUUGGAGAAGAGCCUCCUGCCCGCGGAGGAAGACAUCCGGCCUGAAAUGAAGGACGACAUCUAUGACCCAAGUUACAAGGAUAAGGAGGGCCCGAGGCCCAAGCUUGAGUAUGUUUGGAGGAACAUCAUCCUUAUGAGUCUGCUGCACUUGGGAGCCCUGUAUGGGAUCAUCCUGAUCCCCACCUGCAAGUUCUACACCUGGCUCUGGGGGUUCUCCUACUACAUCAUCAGUGCUCUGGGUAUCACAGCAGGAGCCCAUCGCCUGUGGAGUCACCGGAGCUACAAAGCUCGGCUGCCUCUGCGGGUCUUCCUGAUCAUCGCCAACACAAUGGCAUUCCAGAAUGAUGCUUACGAAUGGGCCCGGGAUCACCGUGUUCACCACAAGUUUUCAGAAACAGACGCUGAUCCCCACAAUGCCCGGCGUGGCUUUUUCUUCUCCCAUGUGGGUUGGCUGCUUGUGCGCAAACACCCAGCUGUCAAAGAGAAGGGUGCUUUGCUGGACUUGUCUGACCUAAAAGCUGAGAAGCUGCUGAUGUUCCAGAGGAGGCAUUACAAGCCCGCUGUCCUGCUGAUGUGCUUCAUCCUGCCCACACUUGUGCCCUGGUAUUUCUGGGGUGAAACUUUCAAACACAGCUUGUACGUUGCCACUUUCUUGCGGUAUGCCAUUGUGCUCAAUGCCACCUGGCUGGUGAAUAGUGCUGCCCACCUCUACGGAUAUCGCCCUUACGACAAGAACAUUAACCCACGGGAGAAUAUCCUGGUUUCCCUGGGAGCCGUGGGUGAGGGCUUCCACAACUACCAUCACUCCUUUCCCUAUGACUACUCCACCAGUGAGUACCGCUGGCACAUCAACUUAACCACAUUCUUCAUCGAUUGCAUGGCUGCCCUUGGUCUGGCUUACGACCGGAAGAAAGUAUCCAAGGCGGCCGUCUUGGCCAAGAUUAAAAGAACUGGAGAUGGAAGCUACAAGAGUGGCUGAGUUUUGGGUCCUCCAUUUUCCUUUUCAAAAGCCAGCCAGGCAGAGUUUUAAUGUUCUUUUUAUUAACUACUGAAUAAUGCUACCAGGAUGCUAAAGAUGAUGAGGUUAACCCAUUCCAGUAUUCUUUUAAAAUUCAAAAGUAUUGAAAGCCAACAACUCUGCCUUCAUGAUGCUAAGCUGAUACUCUUCUUUCUUCUCUUUUCUCCCCUGACUUCUAGACCCAUUGUCCUUUUCUUUGCUUUUUUCCUUUCACCUUCCUUUCUCUUCUCCCUCAUUGCCUCCCAGACAAGCAGCUGGUGAGGCAGUGGUGGGUAUCUUGCUUCUGAAGUCUAGACAACCUUUCUGUCAUCCCAAACUAAUGGUUUUGCCCCAGAUAAUUCUUUCCUUGAGAUGUUCUAAGCUUCAAGGUAGGUGGCUCAAGCUAGAGAUUUGACAAAAUCUUCUGGGAAGACCCCUAUUAGUUAUUUUCAUUUCAGACUUUUGCUAGAUGGAAUGGAAAAACAACUUUAUUUGUCUCAAAGCUUCUAAAGCAGGUAAAUUGUCAGGGGAGAGAGUUAGCGUGCAUGGUACGAUGGAUAAGUAAGGUGGCAAACAAAGCAAGAAGCUCCUGAUGUGAUCAAACAUACAGCUGCCGGCCCACUGCGGCCAUUGUGCCCCACCACCCAGCACGCAUCCUUUCUCUCCUGACUGUGAGUAGGGAAUGGCCAUGGAGCUUGGCAAUGCUAGACCACAGGAGUAAAUCUUAGGUCCCAAUAGACUCUAGGCUAGAGAUAAAGAGGAAGCAUUUAGUUUGUAAUACAAAUGAUCUUCAAUGGAGUUUUUUUCCUUUAAUAACAGGAAAAUUUCUUAUUUCAUAUACCAGAAAGUCUUGAGGUUGGUUGUUUCAGAACUGAUGAAUCCAGCAGCUCAUGGAAUCAUCAAAAUUCUUUCAUCUUUCUACUUUGCCAUCUGACCCUUGGGAUUUUGGUCAGCUCUACUCAGUAAUGCGAUAGCUGCAGCAUUUCCAGACAUCCAAAAAAGGAAUGUAUUGGUGGUAUAAUGGUGAGCAUUCCAAAAAAAGGAAGGAUUUUAGGAAGUAGGUUAAACAAAUACAUAUAUAUAUAUAUAUAUAUAUAUACAGAUAUACUUUGCUUAGAAUAUUAAUUCACUCAGAGUAUUUCCCUCUGAAAGAGGGAUGCUUGAAGAAGAGGAUAGGGGAUGGAGAGGUUGAAGAACAGGGUCUGUGGGCAGUUCCUGAGAGAUUAUUUUACAGAAGAAGGACUUUGAGAAUGCAUUGUCUGGGGAUUUGGAUUCAGAAGCUUACUAAGUAAAUUAUUGGGUGUCGUAAUAGGAAAGCUGGUUAUCCAAACAAGUUAGUUGUUAGGUUCACUCAUUGACUCCCAUUUCUCCUUGGAAUAAGUAAAAACUAGAAGGCUUUUUGCCAUAGUGUCGGACUAUUUCACUCAUUUCUUCUGUUAACAGGUAGCCCAGUGAUUUUCAAUCUCUUUCAUCUCAUGGCACACAUAAACUAAUUACUAAAAUUCUGCAGCACACCAAAAAAUAUUUUUGCCAAUCUAACAACAAAAAAAAAGAUAUACUUUUGAGUGAUUCACACCAGACGGCUAUUGUUGUGUUGGCUGUUGUCAUUUUUAUAUUUGACAAUCUAAGGAAAAAGAGGUCAGUGCCCCUGACUAAAUAGUCAGGUGCUGCAUGUUUUAAAAAGGCUUGUGGCACAAAUGGUUGAAAAUCACUGAUCUAGCCUAAAUAUAGAACUGCCUGGGGGCAAGUAGAAGUCUUUACCCUGGCUAUUGACUCCUGGCUCUACCCAAUCUGUCCAUUUCUCCUACCGGUUCUAUCUAUCCCCUGACCUUUUCUUUUUUUUCUGGACAGGCAGCCUCCUUUGUGUAUGCAGAGGCAGUGAUGGCUAUUGCUGUCCAGGCAGACAGAAUGCUCAGGGUCACUGAACCACUGUUUCCCUUUAUAAAGUUGCCCUAGCUGCCACUUUCACCUGGCCUCCAGAGUCUCUCCACCUACAGUCCUAUUAUCCCCUGCCACAGUGAUGACUCAAGACAAGGCUGGCAAACCCUAUUAGAAACAUCCCUGGCUCAGGCUCCCUCUCUCUCUCUCUCUCUCUCUCUCUCUCUCUCUCUCUCUCUC